GGGAGGGAGGGGGGGGCGCGGCGAGCGAUGGAUGAGGACAACAUGACGAGGAGCGAGGAGCAGGAGCUGAGUCUGCAGAAGGCGCUGCAGCAGUGCGAGCUGGUCCAGAACAUGAUCGACAUCAGCAUCUCCAACCUGGAGGGGCUCCGCACCAAGUGCGCCGCCUCCAACGACCUCACGCAGAAGGAGAUCCGCACCCUGGAGAGCAAGCUGGUGAAGUACUUCAGCCGGCAGCUGUCGUGCAAGAGGAAGGUGGCGCUGCAGGAGCGCAAUGCCAAGCUCGAGGGCUUCCCCCAGCUCCUGCACUGGUUCCGCAUCGUCGACAUCCGCAAGGAGGUCAUGGAGGAAAUCGCCCCGGGGCAGCUGAGCCUGGAGGAGCUGCUGGACAUGACGGACGAGCAGGUCUGUGCCACCCUGGAGAAGUUUGGUGCCAACAGCGAGGAGUGUGCCCGGCUGAACGCAUCCCUGUCCUGCCUGCGCAGCGUCCACAAGGCCGGCGGGAGCCUCUCCAAGCAGGACUGGACCAUCCAGUGGCCCACGACGGAGCCGGGCAAGGAGAACAGCCCGGGGUGCCCGGCGGAGCAGGGGCAGUGGGCACGGACGCACCUCUCGCAGAGCCCCAAGGUCCCGCCCAGGUGCGGGCAGCACCACUGCCACGGGGGCUCCCCCCACGCGCCCCUCUACACCCACGUGGACCGCCUGACCGUGGAGACCCACCCGGGGCUCUGCCCCCCGCUCGAGUCCGGCCACCGCUCGCUGCCGCCGUCCCCCCGGCAGCGCCACGCCGCCCACACCCCCCCGCGCACCCCCAACAUCGUCACCACCAUGACCCCGCCGGGGACGCCCCCCGUGCGCCGCAGGAACAAACUGAAGCCCCCCGGGACUCCCCCGCCCUCCUCGAGGAAGCUCAUCCACCUCAUCCCCGGCUUCACCGCCCUGCACCGCAGCAAGUCCCACGAGUUCCAGCUGGGCCACCGCGUGGACGAGGCGCACACCCCCAAAGUGAAGAAGAAGAACAAGCCCCUGAACCUCAAGAUCCACAACAGCGUGGGGAGCUGUGAGAACAUCCCAGCCCAGCGCUCCCCCCUCCUGGCCGAGCGCUCCCUGCGCUCCUUCUUCGUGGGGUACCCGCCCUUCCUGCCCUCCACCCCUCCCGUCCACACCGAAGCCACCUUCUCAGCCAAUACGCUGUCAGUGCCUCGCUGGUCCCCGCAGAUCCCCCGGCGGGAUCUGGGAAACUCCAUAAAACACAGGUUUUCCACCAAGUACUGGAUGUCUCAGACCUGCACUGUCUGUGGGAAAGGAAUGUUGUUCGGCUUAAAGUGCAAAAACUGCAAGCUCAAGUGCCACAACAAAUGCACCAAAGAGGCCCCUCCGUGUCACCUGCUGAUCAUCCACCGAGGAGGGAGACGAGCCGUGCGGGGCGAGGCAGAUUUGCAUUGCAAACCACUUCCACCCACCCUCCCCCUGCCUCCUUUUCUUUUCAGAUUCCCCACAGCACGGGCGAGGUUAGUCCGGACAGAGUCGGUGCCCUGCGACAUCAACAACCCCCUGCGGAAGCCGCCCCGGUACUCGGACCUGCACGUCAGCCAGACCCUGCCCAAAACCAACAAACUCAACAAGGACCACAUCCCAGUGCCCUACCAGCCGGAUUCCAGCAGCAACCCCUCCUCCACCACGUCCUCCACGCCCUCGUCGCCGGCGCCGCCGCUGCCGCCCAGCGCGACACCCCCGUCCCCCCUGCACCCCUCCCCGCAGUGCCCGCGCCAGCAGAAGCAGUUCAACCUGCCAGCUUCCCAUUACUACAAGUACAAGCAGCAGUUCAUUUUCCCAGAUGUGGUGCCUGAGACUCCAACCCGAGCCCCACAGGUCGUCCUCCACCCCGUCACCUCCAACACCAUCCUGGAAGGAAACCCAUUGCUUCAAAUUGAAGUGGAGCCCACCUCGGAGAAUGAGGAAGGCCCCGAGGAGGCGCAGGAAUCCGAGGACGACUUCGAGGAGAUGAACCUGUCGCUCCUCUCCGCCCGCAACUUCCCGCGCAAGGCCAGCCAGACCAGCAUCUUCCUGCAGGAGUGGGACAUCCCCUUCGAGCAGCUGGAGAUCGGGGAGCUCAUCGGGAAGGGCCGCUUCGGGCAGGUCUUCCACGGGCGCUGGCACGGCGAGGUGGCCAUCCGCCUCAUCGACAUCGAGAGGGACAACGAGGACCAGCUGAAGGCCUUCAAGAGGGAGGUGAUGGCCUACCGGCAGACACGGCACGAGAACGUGGUGCUCUUCAUGGGAGCCUGCAUGAGCCCCCCCCACCUCGCCAUCAUCACCAGCCUGUGCAAAGGACGGACUCUCUACUCGGUGGUGAGAGACGCCAAAAUCGUCCUGGACGUCAACAAGACGAGGCAGAUAGCACAAGAGAUCGUGAAGGGAAUGGGUUACCUGCAUGCCAAGGGGAUCCUCCACAAGGACCUCAAGUCCAAGAAUGUUUUCUAUGACAAUGGGAAGGUGGUGAUCACCGACUUUGGCCUCUUCAGCAUCUCGGGUGUUCUCCAGGCGGGCAGGAGGGAGAACAAGCUGCGCAUCCAGAACGGCUGGUUGUGCCACCUCGCCCCCGAGAUCAUCCGCCAGCUCUCCCCGGACACCGAGGAGGACAAGCUGCCCUUCUCCAAGCACUCGGAUGUCUUUGCACUGGGCACCAUCUGGUACGAGCUGCACGCGCGGGAAUGGCCCUUCAAGACGCAGCCGGCGGAGGCGAUCAUCUGGCAGGUGGGAAGAGGGAUGAAGCCCAACCUCAGCCAGAUCGGGAUGGGCAAGGAGAUCUCGGACAUCCUCCUCUUCUGCUGGGCCUACGAGCAGGAGGAGAGACCCACCUUCACCAAGCUCAUGGACAUGCUGGAGAAACUGCCAAAGCGCAACCGCCGCCUCUCCCACCCCGGGCACUUCUGGAAGUCGGCAGAGCUGUGACGGGAGGAGCCGAGGGACGGUGCCUUCCUCCCCCAGCACUUCUCCUCUUCCUCUCCGCUUCCCACCCCGUGCUGCGGAGGAGCAGCGGGCGCCGGGGGCCGACGGCGGGACGGGAAUGAGAUGGGAAUGAGACGGGAAUGAGAUGGGAAUGAGACGGGAAUGAGACUCUUCCCCCGCACGUUUCGCCCCGGGAAGCCUCUGCGGGGGCCGGAGGAGCCGGAGCGGCGGCCGAGCCCCGGGAAUGCCCGGCUGUGGUGGGAUGGGCUCUCCGCGCACACGGGGUCGGCCCUGGGGUCGGUUCCCCACCGAGCAGGGGUGACCCCCACGAGGCAAACGACUUCAAUUUUGGGCUCCUCUGACCCCACCCAGCGCUCACGGCGCUCGGCUGGGGCAGGGCUUGUGUUCUCGGUUCUCUGUGGGUUUAUUUAAUUUCCCUUAUUUAUUGCCUUUUCUUUUUUUUUUUUUUUUUCUUUUAAUGAAAAAAAGGGGGAAUGUUGCUGAUUCCCGAGUUCAGCACCGGAGCCUGCCGGGGCCGGGGAGUGCCGCCGCUUUUAGCUGCACCCCCCGCGGGGAAAUGCAUCUGGAGGAGCCCCGCUCCCCCCACGGCCCCUCGUGGGCGGCCGUGACCUUUCACAAGUGGCUUCUCUACCUCCCAGCCGUGUCCACUUACGUUUCCCCCCGCGGGUCUCCCUCCCAGCGGGACACAUCCCUGCAUUCCCUCUCAUUUAUCCCGGUGUGUGGCUCAUCAGCCGGCCUUGACCUCUCGCCCUCCCCGCCCCUGCUCCGCUCUUGCCUUCCCCUCCCUCCCCAAAUUCCGGGUUUGGGGGUGCGGAGGGGGCUGAGCAGAGCCGGGCUCGGGCUCAUUCCCCUCUCCCGUGGCCUUCCCUUCGCUGCUGGAGCUGGGAAUGCCAACGGGCUCUGGUUGUACAGAGCCUCUCCCCUCCCAGCCCCGCGCGUGGGACGAUCCCGGCUGAACGACCCGGUUUCCCCUGCACGUUCAUCUUCCACCUGCCGAAUCCCAGCCCUUCCCAAAGAAACGCUCCCUGGGCAGCAGCUCGGAGCCGGUGUUGCCGUCGGAACGCCGUGUGCUGGCAUUUCCCUCUCCCACCAGCUCAGGUGGCCCCUCCAGCCCGUCAGCUGAGCCGCCGAGCGACAGAUGAUGGCAAAUUGCAUUUCCAGGCCCUUAUUGAGCAUAAUUGCUUGACAGGAACCAUCCUGGAUAAUUCAGUUGGAGCCUCAGUUUAGCUUUAAUUUGGAGACACGACGAGGCUGUGCAAACUAACCAGCCUUGGUUUGUUUGCUGCUCUCCUCCAGCUCUUCCUUGUCGGUGUCUGAACCACUUCAGCAUAAGUAAAAGGAGAUUAGAAACCUAAUUGGAGCUGGGGUGAGACGGCACUUUAAUCGUGGGGGCGGGCACGAAGGUGCUUUGAUGUCUUAAAAUUCCCACACGUGCUGAUGUGUGAAAUCUGAGGUGGGCAGGAGCGGGGCGGGGGUGAAUCCAGCCCCAGAUGGGGCAGAGGGUGGGUCUGGAGGAGUCUCCUGCUGAUGCUUUUGGGACAUGUGCAGUCCAGCUGGGAUGAGGCAGGAUCGCCUCCUUCUGCCUUUGGUGCUGAGGCCAAGUGGGCUGAGCAAGGGAGGGCAGGAUGAGCCCCUUUUUUGGGCUGAUUGCCCCCUGCCCCAGCAGCACAGGCGGUUUGGGGUCCCUGAGUGAGGAGCAUCCCCUCAUGCCAUCGAUGCAGGAAGAUGCUCUGUGGCUGUUCACCCUCUGCCUCCUCCACAUCCCUCUUUUUCCCUUGCAAACACCCUCUCCCCACCUUCAUCCUGCCCCAGAGCAGAGCACCCAGGUCCUCUGUCACCCAUCCUGCCCAUCCCAAGCCCUCCUGCUGCCUCCCCCCUGCCCGUGCUCGUGCCAUAAAUGUUGCACUAAAGCCUCAGAGUCUCUCUGAGGUUUCACCAAUGCCUUCACCUGGGGUGCUCCUGAGCUCUGGGGCAGGGAGAACACCCCCCCUUGCCACAGGUUUUGGCUGCCAGGGGGGCACGGGGAGGUGUCACCACAAAAUCACCAGGCCCCAAAGCACCUUCAGGUGGGGAGGGGUCGCUGGAGAAAGGUUGGUGUCCUUGUGGCUCUGUGGGUUUAGUUUCUGAGCAGGAAAACUCACCUUCCUCGGUGAGGGGAAGGUGUUGGAAGGAUGAAGGAGGUGAUGCCACGGGUGCUGCUCGUCCCCAGGGGUGGCAAAGUGCUGUGGCCUGAUGGAUGUGCAGGUUUCUGGUGGAAGGGACAGUGUCCAUCCCAAAAGGAUUGCUGUGGGUUUGCUCCCUGUGCCCCAAGUCCUCACCUGGCCUGGAAAGUCUCACCUUGGCACGUCCCUCCGUGGGCUCUCCCAGCUGCUGACGGGCACCUGAUGGAUUUUAUGGGCCAAGAGUUAAGGAAACAAGUGAACUGAGCAGUCUGUUGGUUUGGUUGGUUUGGUGUUGGGUCCUCACAGGGCUCUGCUGCUGCCUCAGCCACACAACCAUGGAAUGGUUUGGGUUGGAAGGAACCUUAAAUCCCACCCCAUCCCACCCCCUGCCAUGGGCAGGGACACCUUCCACUAGCCCAGGUUGCUCCAAGCCCCUUCCAACCUGGCCUGGAACACUCCCAGCAAAGUGGCAUCCACAUUCUCUGGGCAACCUGUGCCAGGGCCUCCCCACCCCCACAGUAAAUUCUCUCUCCCCAACCUGCUCUCUUUUAGUCUAAACCCAUUCCCCUUGUCCUGUCUCAUUCCCCCUCGUCCGUGCUUUUUCCCCACUGGAUUUUGGGCAUCUGAAAGGAGCUAAGUGCUCCUUCUAGCCAACAAAUGUCACCAAAUCUUCCCUCUUCCCACCCUCCUUGUCCCCCUUUCCCCUCACCAUGAUGUCUCAGCCAGGCCACGAGCAGAGCUGUCACACAACAGCACGGAUGGCACAACAGCUGCCCUGUAUUUAUCAUAAAUCAGCUCAGAAAAGCAGCUCCUUCCCUUCCAUCCUGUUCAGCACUGGUGGUUCAGGCAGCAGUGUUAUUUGCAUCAUGCCUUCUUAUUUUUGAAAGUCUUAAUUAUUAAAAAAAAACCACACACAAACCACCAAACCAACAGAUCUUUGUUCUUUGUUUUUUUUGACUCUGGCUUUGUGAGGGGUGGUUUGUGUGAGGGGUGGUUUGUUUUGGUUUUUUUUUUUUAUCUCCCAGUUUAAAAAUAUCCAACCCUUCAUCAGGGAGAGAAUGUAGGAGAAGGUCUCCAAAAAACCCUCUAACAGGAGAUCCUAAGGAGGGAGAAGGUCCAUCCGGUGGCUUGGUCUAACUGUGUGAGCUAGAGGAGAGACAGGGCUGUUCCCAGAAGUGCCAAGUGAAAGCAGAGCUGGUUUGAGCACAGUUUGAGACCCCAGAACCAUCAGAGCUGGUUUGAGCUCAUCUUGAGACCCCAGAACCAUCAGAGCUGGUUUGAGCACAGUUUGAGACCCCAGAACCAUCAGAGCUGGUUUGAGGUCAUCUUGAGACACCACAACCAUCAGAGCUGGUCUGAGCUCAUCUUGAGACCCCAGAACCAUCAGAGCUGGUCUGAGCACAGCUUGAGACACCACAACCAUCAGAGCUGGUCUGAGCAGCAGUUUGAGACCCCAGAACCAUCAGAGCUGGUUUGAGCACAGUUUGAGACCCCAGAACCAUCAGAGCUGGUCUGAGCAGCAGUUUGAGACCCCAGAACCACCCCCAUCCUCAGGGUCUGUCCCCAAGCCCUCACAGAAGGGAUGUUCUCCUGGCCCAGUCCUCCAGCUCUCAGCUGCUUCAUCCUUUCAGUCGCCCUCCAAGGCUCCCAGAGAUCCCAAUCCUUGACUGUGCUGCUGCCUGGGGGUUUUUCCCGGCGUUCCAGUGCCGAUGGGGAGCACCACGUUUGGGAGUGGGUGGUGCAGGCACUGCCAGCCGUGGGAGGGGUGGUGCUGUGUGGCCCAGGAGCACCACGGCCUCCUCUGGCUGCCAGGUGGGAUCUCCUGCUCCGGCUUCUCCUUCUCUCCACCUUUGCCCACAAAUUGCCCCAAACCUCGCUGAGCCCUGACCGGGCAGAUCCUGGGUAUGAUGAGCUCAGAGUCCACCCCCUGUGACUUCAUCCAGUCCUUGGCCAUGGCAGGAGGUGACUGAGGUUUCGGAGGGAUGGGAGGCAGGAAUGGGUGUCUUGGAGGUGGAGGAGCUGCUCAACCUUUGUUAGAUCACAGAACCAUGGAACAGUUUGGGUUGGAAGGGACCUUAAAGGCGAUCUCAUCCCACCCCCUGCCACGGGCAGGGACACCUCCCACCAGCCCAGGUUGCUCCAAGUUUAUCCAACCUGGCCUUGGACACUCCCAGGGAUCCAGGGGCAGCCACAGCUUCUCUGGGCAACCUGUGCCAGGGCCUCCCCACCCUCACAGGGCACAAUUCCCUCCCAAUAUCCCACGUAAACCCCCCCUCUGCCAGUUCAGGACGCUCUUGGUGCCUGUGCCCUGUCCCUUUGGCCAGGCUGAGGAGAAGGGCUCUGUGCUGGGGGUGCCCUCAGACGUUGUUUUCCCCCCCAAGUGCCCCCUGUGGCCGGUGCUCUGCCGGGCACCUUGGCUUUUCCUUCCUCCUUUCUUUCUCCCCGUUUAUUUAUCUUAAUUUAUUUGAAUUUAUAUCUCUAUUUUUUCUAUUUUUUUUAAUUAUUUUUAUUUUUUUUUGGUUGCCAACAGCGAUUCCUGGGGAAGCUGCAAGAGCCGCCUUUCAUUUCCAGCCCCUGUAAAGUUCCCUUUCCUUGUUAGAGGAAAAAAAAAAAGUUACAUUUCCUUGUACAUAAGGUAUAUAUAAAUAUAUAUACAUAUCUCUAUAUGUAUGUAUAUAGAUAUAUACAUAUAUAACGAGCUCUAAAUCCUGUACAGUUUCCAACUGAACUCGAUGGCCUGCUUUGUUUUCUCCGUGUUUUCACCGUUGCAGAAUGAGCUGACUUUCAUCUCCCUUUUUUUUUUUUCUUUUUGGUGCCUCUUCCCCCUUUUUUUUUUUUUUUAUAAAUAUAUACAGAAAAAUAUAUAUAUAUACAUAUAUAUAUAUUUUGUCGUCGUCGUUGCAGAGCUGGAAAAAAAAAAAAGAGACAAAACAAAACAAAAACCCAACGACAAACAGUGAGAAAAAAAAAAAAACAAACCCAAACCUUACAAAUCACCCCCUCCACAAAAACAAACAAACAAACAAAACGACAGAAGAGCAGCGCUGAGAAAGGCACGAUGGAUGUCCCCCGAUGUAAAUUUGUACAGUGACGAUUUCUAACGUUUUCUACACUCGCAGAAAAGUUAUUUAUAAUUUCCGCUGUCCGACUGGGUGCGAAUCUCUGUGACCUGCAGACCUGGAUCGCCGUUUGUUCCCGUGGUUUCUCGUGCAGUGUUUGGUGAGGUGACAGUGUAUGAAUUAUUUAUGCCAAUAAAAAAAAAAAAAAAAAGGAGAAAAAAAAAUAAUAAUAAAAAAAAAAAAACGACCGACCAAACAAAA
Messenger RNA from Chiroxiphia lanceolata (lance-tailed manakin), 8452 nucleotides. It is a transcript of the gene KSR2, whose product is annotated as kinase suppressor of ras 2. Gene Ontology annotation, molecular function: protein kinase activity; ATP binding. The coding region runs from base 28 to 2952 and encodes 974 amino acids. The record is from RefSeq and is a predicted model, not a curated record. Lineage: Eukaryota; Metazoa; Chordata; Aves; Passeriformes; Pipridae. Gene Ontology annotation, biological process: protein phosphorylation. The transcript has 21 exons.